This is a messenger RNA of Apaloderma vittatum (bar-tailed trogon), 333 nucleotides long. RefSeq names its product guanylin-like. The transcript has 3 exons. The record is from RefSeq and is a predicted model, not a curated record. Gene Ontology annotation, molecular function: guanylate cyclase activator activity. Gene Ontology annotation, cellular component: extracellular region. Lineage: Eukaryota; Metazoa; Chordata; Aves; Trogoniformes; Trogonidae. Bases 1 to 333 code for a protein of 110 amino acids.
AUGAAAGGCUUUCUUUCCUUUACUGCCCUUGCAGUCAUUUUGCUGGCGCACAGCUCCCAGGCAGUCUACGUUCAGGAUGGAAACUUGAGAUUCUCCCUUGAGUCUGUGAAGAAGCUAAAGGAGCUUAUGGAUGAGAAUAGGCACAUUAACCCUCGCAUGGUGGUUUCAAUGGCUGGCUAUUCUCCUUGUGAUGAAAAAGAUCUCCCUCAAGAGUUCCAAUCUGUGUGCAAAAGAGAAGAUGCACCCGUAAUUUUUAAGAGGCUGAACAUGGCUGUCCAAGACACUGAUUUGUGUGAAAUCUGUGCCAAUGCUGCCUGCGCUGGUUGCUUUUGA